AUGGCCGUGGUGGAGAAGAUCCUGAGGUGGCCAGGCGUGGAUUUAAACCACGAAGACCACGAGGGACGUACGGCCGUCGACGUGGCGGCGAAAGAGGGCCACACAGAGAUUGUGAGCCUGCUGCUGGAACGACCCGAGUUGACCGUCGACUGGAACGACGGCAAUCGGCGCGCAAAUCCUCUGUGUCUGGCGAUAGCAUCCGGGCACGUAGAGACCGCGAGAAGGAUCAUCGAGCGACACGGCAAUCGCAUCAGCGUCAACUCGAAGUCCGCCCAUGGCCGCACGCCCCUUUGCCAUGCGAUAGACCGCGGCCACGAUGCCUUGUUAGCGCUGUUGCUUGAGCAGCCAGAGCUCGACGUCAAUCUUGCCGUCGACUUCGCCGCCACCGCCCUGCAUCUCGCCGCCGUCUACCUCGCAGACGAGUCCAUGCUCAGGCUAUUCCUCCGGCACCCCAGAAUAGACGUCAACGUCAGAAACUGCCAUGGGGCCACGCCACUCGUCAACGCGGUGAAAAGGGGAUACGGGAUUUCGGUGUUGCUCCUCCUUCAGCACCCUAACAUCGUGCCCGACAGAAAGGACGAUGUGGGGAUGACUGCUCUCUCAUGGGCGGCACACCUGGGCAGCUACAACGUCGUCAAAAUGCUGCUCAACCGGCAAGACGUUGAUCCCAAUGCCAGGGAUGACGACGGCAUGACGCCUCUCUCCAUUGCCGUG
Trichoderma reesei QM6a is the source of this 714-nucleotide messenger RNA. RefSeq lists its product as uncharacterized. Lineage: Eukaryota; Fungi; Ascomycota; Sordariomycetes; Hypocreales; Hypocreaceae. The record is from RefSeq and is a predicted model, not a curated record. Gene Ontology annotation, biological process: RNA processing. The transcript is spliced from 2 exons. Gene Ontology annotation, molecular function: RNA nuclease activity; protein binding; RNA binding. The annotation marks the transcript as partial.